AUGAAAUUUUUGCUUUUUCCAAAUUGCAAUGAAAUGUUCGAAGAAAUUGAUGGGAGAAGCUUCUAUUAUGCUAAACUUCUUAACGAAGAACUGUCAUAUCCUAAUUAUAGAAGCAAAAGAAAUCUUGAAAUAUUGCAACGCGUUGCAGUUAUUUGUAAAGAAAUAAAAACUUUCAAGCUCAGUGGUUCUUUUUGUAAAACAAAAUGA
Clunio marinus is the source of this 207-nucleotide messenger RNA. The record is from the annotation of a GenBank genome assembly. NCBI's taxonomy places the organism in Eukaryota, Metazoa, Arthropoda, Insecta, Diptera, Chironomidae.